CUGGCAACCCAUCUCAGAAUCAAACACACGCUCCAGGUUCACUGGUAACGAGGGCGGUUUAUUUUGUUGCUAAAGCGGAAUCCAGCACCAAUAUUCGUUCUCACAAUGGCUAAAAUAUGCACAAUAUCUGACGAGUCUGACACAUCAAGUGAAAAUGAAGACACAGAGCGCGUAGAGGACAACCGAACAGACGAAGCAUCUCAUUCUGCCCACCAACUAAUUGUUUCACAGACAUCCCGAGGAGAGCAAAUGGCAAGAAAUAGGAAUUUCUCUAUAAAUGAAGACGACUUUCUGGAAGCUACUGAUGGGAGAGCUGGAGAUGGAGAUUCUUUCCGUCCUCGAUCCCGCUCAGCACCUCCGGUUUUAUGGGCUGCUAAGAAAUACGGCAGGGAGCUGAGGAAGAUGAGCGAUGAGUUUGACACCUUAUUGGAAAAAGGGAUGAAGAGGGUGAGGAGUGCAGGUACAGGCCGUCAGAUGCACACCUCUUCCAGCUGGUUCAACUUCCUCUGGAGCCACCAAGAGUCAGACACUGAGAACAUGAGCAGCCUAACAGCACAAAACACCCGUCCAGCAGAAUGAAAUAUCAGUGGAGCACACGACGAGAGAGAAAGAGAGAGAAAGCUCUGGUUAAGCCAUAUACAAAGGAUAAAGAGGAAGCUCUCGUACCCAGAAGUUAGGGACUGAUGGGUCGUCUUCAUGAACUAGUUUUUAACCUUCCUCAGUUAGAGGAUAUCAGGACCGUAGACCAAUCAUAGUCUCUAACAUUGCCUGAAUGACGUUUACUACAGCAGAACAGUACAAAUGAUUUUUUUUUCCUGGCUCUGGGAUCCAGUAAUAUGGGGAAACUCUGCAAGCUGAUUUGUGAGAAUGACCAGUCAGUUCAGUGUGUAAGACAUUCAGACUACACUACUGGAGCAUAAAGAAAGAUACAAUCACUGCCAUCUUUCAGGGCUGUGGGAAAGGUUUCUUUUCUGUAGUAUGGGCUAAUGAACCGAACACAAGAACGAACAUGUCUUUUAAAUGUUUGAUAUUUUAAAACUUUUAUUACCAUUUUCAAUUGAUACAUGAAAGAUUUAGGAAUACAAAUAAACAUGAUUCAACACAUGACUAUUUUUACAAUAAAACAUAAAACAACUGAUCUUAUAUCCUCUUUAUCUGUUUAGGGGUAUCAUAGGUGGGGGAAAAGAAGUUUUGAACAGUUUUGUAUAUGUUGUAACUUCUGCUAUCUCUUUAUUCCUGGAACAUUUUAGACCCUGAGAGCAAUAAAUGUUAAAGGGUGGAAGAGAAAGUAACAAGGCCUUACAUCCAUUGAUAUUACUUGAAAAUAUAAAAAGGAAAUGCCUUGUAAUGCUAUGAUUUUCAGAUUAUUAAAUAUAAAUGUUUAGGACCACUACAAUGUGAAAAAUAAAUAUGGUUUUAUUAAAGAAA
Messenger RNA from Tachysurus vachellii, 1428 nucleotides. RefSeq names its product BCL2 associated agonist of cell death b (gene badb). The record is from RefSeq and is a predicted model, not a curated record. The transcript is spliced from 4 exons. The coding region runs from base 106 to 579 and encodes 157 amino acids. Gene Ontology annotation, biological process: apoptotic process. Gene Ontology annotation, cellular component: mitochondrion. NCBI's taxonomy places the organism in Eukaryota, Metazoa, Chordata, Actinopteri, Siluriformes, Bagridae.